AUGUGUGACAUAGUGGAGGUCCGCUGUGAAGAUGAUGGAGAUUGGUACCAAGCUGUCGUGGAACAUGAGUUUGCAGACGGCACGUUUAUGGUGCGCUUCGACAGAGAGGGCUACGAGUACCAUUAUCCACUGACUUGCUGGAGGGUACCGAAGAUCCGGCAUUCCAUUGCGGAACUCGAAGAAGGUGAAAUGUUGCAGGGACGGGUGACUGACAUUUCUUCUCUGGGUUUUUAUGUGGACAUCGGCGCUGAAGAAGAAGGUUUCGUGCACCGUUCAGACAUGAGGGAUGGGGUGAACAGAGUGGCUGACGAGGUGCAAAUUGGCCAGGAUGUACAAGUUCGUGUACUGUCAAACGCUGGCAAGCUCAACUUGUCCAUGAAGCCCAUGCGAAUCUCGGCGCCGGGUCUGGACACACGGGUGACGCCGGUGUUCUGCUGUGUCGAUGCUUCCAAGGCUGUAGCUCUGGUGAGUCGGACAGGCUAG
Symbiodinium natans is the source of this 483-nucleotide messenger RNA. The record is from the annotation of a GenBank genome assembly. NCBI's taxonomy places the organism in Eukaryota, Dinophyceae, Suessiales, Symbiodiniaceae.